Dichomitus squalens LYAD-421 SS1 is the source of this 1562-nucleotide messenger RNA. RefSeq lists its product as uncharacterized. The record is from RefSeq and is a predicted model, not a curated record. NCBI's taxonomy places the organism in Eukaryota, Fungi, Basidiomycota, Agaricomycetes, Polyporales, Polyporaceae. The coding region runs from base 114 to 1346 and encodes 410 amino acids. The transcript is spliced from 4 exons.
GUUUCUAUGUCUCAGCAAUCCUUGUUCAGUGCGAGGUGGAUUCUGGUUGUCUGAAGGCUGCUGCUAUGCAGAAAUGCCUAGAGCUAAGUCGCCUAACGAAGCCCAACUCCGGGAUGAAGUCCAUAAAGUUCAAGCGGACGACGCCAGGCAGCAUUACCUAUGUAGUCACAAGCAACCGGCCGCCCUAUCCUAAACGAGUCCUCGACCCCACGCAUCCCGCGCUACACCUCAAGCCAUCUCAGUAUGCGAACGCGUUCCCCUGGCGUGCCUAUCCCGGCUUCGGUCUCCGCGCGUUGCCCAAGAGCCUCCUCGACAAGCCUUCUGUACCGUUUCCCGACCCUCCGUUUUCCGUGCAGCCCCCACGGAGCGUCACUCUAGACUCAGGACAGGCGUGGGACGAUGACGGCGGCAGCGACGCUACGAGCGAGAACCGAUGGGUAGCGAAGGGCACGGUGAAGUGGGCGGAGGAAGAGAGAUGGCGGAUCAGUAUGUCGCUCGUCGACGUGGUCGCCAAGGGCGUCGGGGGCCGCGUGGUGCGCGUGAAGGUGCUGAACAAGCUCAAGAACGCGAUCGCGCUCGUCGUGACACGGGGCGCGGACGUUGAGGAGGGCGCAGACGGUGCGAAGCGGAUCGUGUUCCGAGAGAGGGAGGCGGGGUCUGGCUGGGUGUUGCGUGAUUGGACGUAUCUGUGCAGGCCCGAGCCCCAGCUCAACCUCAUGCCCUACACCGAGCUCAUCCCCAGCAUCCGGCGCGCCCUCAAAGACGUCUUCAUCCCCGGCCAGAAGCUCGAGGACGAGUGGAGCACGCCCGCCGCGCUCCAGGUCGCGCAGCUCCUCGCCUCGCUCGGGGCUCUCGGUGGCAGUCCGGGGCCAGCGACGGGGCGCUCCGCGAACCUCGUCGCAAAGAGCGCGGAGCUCAAGCGGAUCAUGGACGAGCUCGCAAAGCACGGCGUGACAGCCCCCGGGGAGUGGGAGGUCCAGCCGGGCGACACGUUCCUCAGCGCGAUGCUGAAGCGGUACCGGGAGCUCAUUGCGGAGACGAGGGCGGAGGCCUCCGCCAGUCUAUCAGCAGGAUCUUCAGCUUCCCCCUCGACGUUUCCGAUCGUGCCUCAUAGGGCCCCGCCGCUAGGCAAUGCGGAUGCUAUGAGGGCUAUCCCUGGCCGCGACGCCGCGAACACCCUCUCUGCGGGUUAUGCUUCGAAGCAGAGCACUCUCGGCGAUGAAACGAGGCGACCCCGCUUCCGCGGUGACGAAAGCUCGCCCUCCACCUACCAUCCUACCCAUAGGGCCCAUCGCUCAAUCCCUCCGCAAGGCCAGGCAUACCCCAAGCGACCGGACCCGAGAUGAGGCAGGGGAGCGCGGUAAUCAGGACGUCACUUAGUGCGCCAUAUAAUGCCUAAUCAGAAAAAAGCCUACUCGCAGAUGCGUUACACCUUUGGAGGUGAUCUGUUGGAUACACGUCAUAGGACAGCAGCACUACUAAAGCCAGCAUGUAUAUCUCGCGGAUCUGAACGUCGAUCGGCAAACAUCACGAGCUAUAGCGAGCGGUCUCUGUACCUCGUU